AUGGCUAACUGCAUCUCAAACUUAAACUCUCUAUAUAUCUUUGUCAUUUUGGUUUUAUUCAUUGAAUUGCAAUCAACACAAGUAGGAGCUACAUGUUCAAAAAUUAUGGGGAGAUGUUCUUCUCAAGAUUGUGCUGCACAAUGUAGAAAUUAUCCAGGUACUGAUGGGGGCUCCUAUUACUGUAAUUACUUUGGCUUUUGCACUUGUGUUUUUGAUAAGGCGCCUCCUAAAGUUGAUGGAGAACGCCCUUGCAAUAUGGUGCUACAACUUUGCGAUGCUACGUGUGAUUCAAAUUGCUGCAAAUCAAAGUGUGCGACAAUAAACAAAAACUAUGUUAAUCCUACUGGGGAUUGUAUUCAAACUUUUGGAUAUCCAUAUUGCAUUUGUUCCUAUGACGAAUGA
Messenger RNA from Vicia faba (fava bean), 402 nucleotides. The record is from the annotation of a GenBank genome assembly. NCBI's taxonomy places the organism in Eukaryota, Viridiplantae, Streptophyta, Magnoliopsida, Fabales, Fabaceae.